Molecule: messenger RNA, 1280 nt
Organism: Chelonus insularis
Lineage: Eukaryota; Metazoa; Arthropoda; Insecta; Hymenoptera; Braconidae
Product: WD repeat domain phosphoinositide-interacting protein 3
Exons: 6
Coding region: 171-1202 (343 amino acids)
Biological process (GO): protein localization to phagophore assembly site; autophagy of mitochondrion; nucleophagy
Cellular component (GO): phagophore assembly site membrane; extrinsic component of membrane; cytosol
Molecular function (GO): protein binding; phosphatidylinositol-3,5-bisphosphate binding; phosphatidylinositol-3-phosphate binding
Source: RefSeq, a predicted model, not a curated record
GCGCAGGAAUGAUGACGAGUGUGCAUCUAAGAGGAGAGAAGCAAACACAAAAUCUUCGAAUAUCGUCAUGAUAUAUUCACUUAUAUUUAAUGAUAUAUUUCUGUUUAUUGAUGUGUAUAAAACUAGUUUAAUAAACAUAAUUAUUUCCGGAUGAAUAACAAAAAUUGAAAAUGAAUUUGUGUUCAGGAACUACUCGUGAUAAUGGCUUACUUUACGCCGGUUUUAAUCAAGACCAAGGGUGUUUUGCUUGUGGCAUGGAAAAUGGAUACAGAGUUUACAAUUGUGACCCUUUAAAAGAAAAAGAACGACAUGAUUUUAACGAAGGUGGACUCGGAUAUGUUGAAAUGCUUUUUAGAUGUAAUUAUUUAGCACUCAUCGGAGGAGGUUCAAAGCCCGUAUAUCCAACCAAUAGAGUUAUUAUAUGGGAUGACCUUAAGAAGGUACCAGCAAUUACCUUGGAAUUUAAUGCCCCCGUGAAGGGUGUAAAACUUCGCCGAGAUAGAAUAGUAGCUGUUCUUGAAGGUGUCAUAAAAGUUUUUACAUUUACUCAGAAUCCUCAACAGCUGCACGUGUUUGAGACCAAUUCUAACCCAAAAGGAUUAUGUGUUCUCUGUCCGAACAGCGAUAAUUCAUUAUUAGCAUUUCCCGGUCGUAAAAAUGGUCACGUUCAAGUCAUCGAUCUUGCCAAUAUAGAAAAGCAGCCUUUAAAUAUUGAAGCACAUGAAACACCUCUCUCUUGCAUUGCUUUGAAUUUGCAAGGAACUAAAUUAGCCACGGCUUCUGAAAAAGGUACCCUUAUUCGUGUUUUUGAUACUCAAACUGGAGCUAUGAUCAACGAAUUAAGACGGGGAGCACAUCAUGCUAAUAUAUACUGCAUAAAUUUUAAUCACGACUCAUCAUGGUUAUGUGUUGCAAGUGACCAUGGAACAGUACACGUCUUUGCGGUGGAAGACCAGAAAUUGAAUCGCCAAUCAAGUUUGGCGUCCGCCACGUUCUUACCAAAAUAUUUUAGUUCAAGCUGGAGCUUUUGUAAGUUUGAAAUCCCUGGAGGACCCCAAUGCUUGUGUGCAUUCGGAAUGAACAAUAGUAUUAUAGUGAUAUGUGCUGAUGGAAGUUACUAUAAAUUCGUAUUCAAUAAUAAAGGAGAAUGUACACGAGAUUUUUAUGCACAGUUUUUGGAAAUUACAGACGAUAAAGUGUGAUAGUGUUUUUGAAAUCUCAAAUACAAAACUGUAUAAAAAUAUACUAAAAAGGAGUAAAUCUCAAAACAGCAGAACAAA